AUGUUAGAUGAGGAGCAACAACCUAAUGAGUUUGAUCAACCUAGAUAUAAAAAGGAUACAAAAGAGGAAAAAAUGUUUGAAAAUUUGAUGAGAGAUGCUCAACAAACUUUAUACCCCGGGUGUAAUGAAUUCUCUAAAUUGUCAUUCAUUUUGAAGUUAUUCCAAAUCAAAUGUAUGGAUGGCAUGACUAAUAAAUCUUUUACUAGUAUGCUUCAUAUGUUCAAAAAUGCUUUGCCUAAAGGUGCUGAUUUGCCAUCAAAUUAUUAUGAAGCACGUAAGAUUAUUACUAAUCUUGGUUUCGAUUAUGAAAAAAUAGAAGCAUGUGAAAAUGAUUGUAUGCUAUUUUGGAAAGAGAAUGCUAACCUUGAAAAGUGUUCCAUAUGCGAUACUAAGCGUGAUAAAGCUUCUCCUAAAGUGUUACACUAUUUUCCACUAACUUCGAGGUUGCAAAGGCUAUUCAUGUCGUCCAAAACAGCAAAUGAGAUGAGGUGGCACUCUGAUAAACGAGAAGAUGAAGGAGUACUUAAACACCUAGCAGAUAAGACUCGUAACGUUAGGUUGGGUUUAGCAAGUGAUGGAUUCAAUCCAUUUGGCGGGCUUAGAAGUGACUAUAGUAUAUGGCCAGUACUGGUUGUUGUAUACAAUCUCCCUCCAUGGAUGUGUAUGAAACAACCUUACACAAUACUAUCUUUGUUAAUUCCAGGGAAAAGUGGACCGGGAAAUAACAUUGAUGUGUAUUUGCAACCAUUAAUCGAGGAGUUAAAAGAAUUGUGGGAAACUAGAGCUCAGACUUAUGAUGCUUCAAGGAAUGAGUACUUUCAAAUGCGUGCUUCAUUGUUAUGGACCAUAAAUGAUUUUCCUGCGUAUGCAAACUUAUGUGGGUGGUCUACCAAAGGAAAUAAAGCAUGUCCUCAUUAUAUGAAAGAAACUAGCUCUGCUUGGCUACCAAAUCAGGGGAAAUGUUGUUACAUGGACAAUCGUCAAUUUCUACCUACCGAUCAUAAAUGGAGAGAUAAUAAAUCCUUUAACGGGAAAGUAGAAAAAAGAGGUCCUCCUAGGAAAUUAUCUUCCAAUGAGAUUUUAGAACAACUAAAGGACCUUGAAGGCAUGAAAUUUGAUAUUGAUGGGAAGUCAAAAGACAAUCUAAAGGCUAGACAUGAUUUAAAGCAUUUGAAGGUUAUGAAACAUCUUGCUCCUACAUUAAGAGAUGGAAAGUGGCAUAUUCCUCCGGCACUAUACACCUUGUCUAAGGCACAAAAGGAAAAAGUUUGUAAGUUUUUAGAGAAUUUAAAGGUUCCAGAUGGAUAUUCUUCUAACAUUUCUAAAUGCAUAAACCUCGAUAAGCGUAAAAUUUACGGAAAUUUCACCAAAUGCCACUGA
Messenger RNA from Chenopodium quinoa (quinoa), 1380 nucleotides. RefSeq lists its product as uncharacterized. The record is from RefSeq and is a predicted model, not a curated record. NCBI's taxonomy places the organism in Eukaryota, Viridiplantae, Streptophyta, Magnoliopsida, Caryophyllales, Amaranthaceae. The coding region runs from base 1 to 1380 and encodes 459 amino acids. The transcript is spliced from 3 exons.